GUUUGCUGGGACUGCAUUCGGAAUUACAAACGCUGGUGGUGUUAUCGCUGGUAUAAUUGCAUCCAUGACAGCUGGUUUUCUUACACCAAAUGGUUCACAAGAAGAAUGGCAAAACGUGUUCUAUUUAGCAGCUGGGAUUAAUAUCAUAGGUGCCAUUGCUUUCUUAACCUGCUCUGACGUAUACCUACAACCAUGGGCUAGAGGCAAUCAAGAUAUAAUUACAAUAGAAGUUGACGAAGGUAAAGAAUCACAAAAUAUCAAGAAAUUGGACGGGAAAAUUGUUGAAAGGAAAUCAGACAAAUUUGGAGAUUCGGAAGAAGUUACAGCAUUGACAAGCUACAUGUGACAAAAUCGAAGGAACAUGAAACACAAAAAUGAAGACACAUAUUAACUCAAAUCAAGACAAGGAAGAACAAAAUGAAUGUUUAAGUUUCGUUGUUUAUUUGGUUAUUUUAAGCCCAUUUACAACACUAAUUAGGUCAUGGUUGCAAAUAAAACCUUGAUGUCAAAUUAUUAAAGCUACUUACAACUACACUUUAUCUUCUUUCUUUUGUUGGUAUAUUGUUUAUGAUUGUAAAUAUUUGACUUCUCUAUUGACUUAGGGUUUAUUCAGGUUUGAGUGUCCCGUAAAAAAGGUAAUUGCACUAUUUUGUUAUUUUCCAGUGA
Molecule: messenger RNA, 666 nt
Organism: Ruditapes philippinarum (Manila clam)
Lineage: Eukaryota; Metazoa; Mollusca; Bivalvia; Venerida; Veneridae
Exons: 2
Biological process (GO): monoatomic anion transport
Molecular function (GO): transmembrane transporter activity
Source: RefSeq, a predicted model, not a curated record